GCCUCGACUUUGGGACUUGAAAGAACAGUGCAAGUGCUACUCGAUGCUGGUGCUGAUGUCAAUGCGACAGGAGGACGUUAUGGUAACGCGCUGCAAGCAGCGUCCUUGCAAGGUUAUGAGUUACUUGUCCGUGUGCUGCUGGGCCGUGGUGCAGAUGUCAAUGCAGAGGGCGGAACUUAUGGCACGGCUCUUCAAGCAGCAUCGUUCUACGGUUAUGAAAAGAUUGUUCAGAUACUGUUA
Molecule: messenger RNA, 240 nt
Organism: Dissoconium aciculare CBS 342.82
Lineage: Eukaryota; Fungi; Ascomycota; Dothideomycetes; Mycosphaerellales; Dissoconiaceae
Exons: 1
Molecular function (GO): protein binding
Source: RefSeq, a predicted model, not a curated record